CACCAAACAUCCGCCUCACUACUUCACUACACCAACCCCCAAAACCCUCCCCCAUCUGAGGCCUCGUCCCACCCUAGCCACCUCCCGCACCGCCGCCGUCUCGCACGCGCGCGAUCCCCUCUCCUCGCCCACCAGAUCGCGCCAUGGCCUCCACGGCGUUCGCCGCCGCCAAGUUCCUCCCGGCCCACCUCGACUCCUCGCCGCGCAUCGCGCCGUACCGCGCGGUCCCCACCGCGAAUCUCUCCUUCACCCCGCUCUCCUCCUCGGCGUCGCUCCUCCGCCUCCGAUCCCCGUCGCCGUCCGGCCCGGGAGGCAGGCUGCCACCGCCUCCGCCCCCGCGCUCCUACGGCGGCGGCGGAUCUGGCGACGCCGCGGACUCCGGCGGCGGCGACGGCGAUGGCCGCCGCGGGGGCAUCCUCGGCGUCUUCCUGGCCGGGUGGGCCGCCCGCGUCGCCGCGGACCCGCAGUUCCCGUUCAAGCUGCUCAUGGAGGAGCUCGUCGGAGUCACCGCCUGCGUGCUCGGCGACAUGGCCUCCCGCCCCAACUUCGGCCUCAACGAGCUCGACUUCGUCUUCUCCACCCUCGUCGUCGGAUCCAUCCUCAACUUCGUCCUCAUGUACCUCCUCGCGCCCACCGCCGCCGCCUCGUCCGCAGCCUCCGCGCUCCCCAGCCACAUGUUCGAGGCCGGCGCCUACACGCUCGGCUCCCGCGUCGCCACGCUCAUGUCCAAGGGCGCGACCUUCGCGAUGGUCGGGUUCGCGGCCGGGCUCGCCGGCACCGCGAUCUCCAACGGGCUCAUCGCGAUGCGGAAGCGCAUGGACCCGGCGUUCGAGACUCCCAACAAGGCGCCGCCCACGCUGCUCAACGCGGCCACCUGGGCGCUCCACAUGGGCGUCAGCAGCAAUCUGCGUUACCAGACUCUGAAUGGGAUCGAGUACCUCCUCGGCAAGGUCGCGCCAGUUCCCGUGUUCAAGGUGUCUGUUCUUGCUCUCCGGUGCAUGAACAACGUGCUUGGUGGCAUGUCCUUCGUGUUGCUUGCCAGGUUGACUGGAGCGCAAAGAUCAGAUAAGCCAGCGACGGUUGCAGAAGAGAAGGAAACGUUGAUAGCUGUGAGCAAUGCCGCCGCAGAUGCCAUCAGUGAGGCGAAGGAAGGAGAGGGUAAGUAAGUGGGUAGAGGAGGGAUUAGAGAGCAAAUCGAAGGAAGCUGUGUGGGCCGAGUGCCAUUCGGCAACCCACCUGUAAUAAAGUACUGAUGUUAGUCAUCGCCACAGGACUUGUGCUGCUACUAGCAUUAGCAUUAGCAUUGCUUGAAUUUGUUGCUGCCA
Molecule: messenger RNA, 1325 nt
Organism: Setaria italica (foxtail millet)
Lineage: Eukaryota; Viridiplantae; Streptophyta; Magnoliopsida; Poales; Poaceae
Product: protein RETICULATA-RELATED 3, chloroplastic
Exons: 1
Coding region: 144-1166 (340 amino acids)
Source: RefSeq, a predicted model, not a curated record